Antechinus flavipes (yellow-footed antechinus) is the source of this 2025-nucleotide messenger RNA. RefSeq names its product adaptor related protein complex 1 subunit mu 2 (gene AP1M2). Gene Ontology annotation, cellular component: clathrin adaptor complex; clathrin-coated vesicle. Gene Ontology annotation, molecular function: clathrin-cargo adaptor activity. The transcript has 12 exons. Gene Ontology annotation, biological process: vesicle-mediated transport; intracellular protein transport. Lineage: Eukaryota; Metazoa; Chordata; Mammalia; Dasyuromorphia; Dasyuridae. The coding region runs from base 118 to 1395 and encodes 425 amino acids. The record is from RefSeq and is a predicted model, not a curated record.
AUCUGGGCUCCUACCUGGGUGAGGUGACGCUGCCUUUGCAGGAAGGAGGAAGCACUGAGUGUCUCCUCCCUGCUGUCCCUAGCAAGGCCUCUGCUCUAUCCAGACCCUGCCCCCGCCAUGUCUGCCUCUGCCGUCUUUAUUCUGGACAUGAAGGGGAAGCCCUUGAUUGCCCGGAACUACAAGGGGGAUGUGAACAUGGCAGAGAUUGACCACUUCAUGCCCCUGCUGAUGCAGAAGGAAGAGGAGGGAGCCCUGACUCCACUGCUGACCCAUGGCAGGGUGCACUUCCUGUGGAUCAAACAUAGCAACCUUUACUUGGUGGCCACCACGCUCAAGAAUGCCAACGCCUCCCUGGUCUACUCGUUCCUCUACAAGGCUGUGGAGGUGUUCUCUGAGUACUUCAAGGAGCUCGAGGAGGAGAGCAUCCGAGACAAUUUCGUCAUUGUCUAUGAGCUGCUGGACGAGCUCAUGGAUUUUGGCUUCCCCCAGACCACGGACAGCAAGAUCCUCCAGGAGUAUAUCACCCAGCAAGGCAACAAAUUAGAGACGGGCAAGUCCCGGGUGCCCCCAACAGUCACCAAUGCUGUGUCCUGGCGUUCAGAGGGCAUCAAAUAUAAGAAAAAUGAGGUUUUCAUUGAUGUGAUUGAGUCUGUCAAUCUACUGGUCAGCGCCAACGGCAGCGUGCUGCUGAGCGAGAUCGUGGGCACCAUUAAGCUGAAGGUGUUCCUGUCGGGCAUGCCGGAGCUGAGACUGGGCCUCAAUGACAGGGUGCUUUUUGAACUGACUGGCCUUUCAGGCAAUAAAAACAAGUCUGUCGAAUUGGAAGAUGUGAAGUUCCAUCAGUGUGUACGGCUCUCUAGAUUUGACAAUGAUCGAACCAUCUCCUUCAUCCCACCCGAUGGGGACUUUGAGCUCAUGUCUUAUCGGCUCAAUACCCAGGUAAAACCACUCAUCUGGAUCGAGUCCGUCAUUGAGAAGUUCUCCCACAGCCGCGUAGAAAUUAUGGUGAAGGCAAAGGGACAGUUUAAGAAGCAGUCAGUGGCCAACAGUGUGGAGAUUGCGGUCCCCGUGCCCAGUGACGCAGACUCCCCUCGAUUCAAAACCAGUGUGGGCAGUGCCAAGUAUCUGCCUGAGAAAAAUGUCGUUAUCUGGAACAUCAAGUCCUUUCCCGGAGGAAAGGAGUACCUAAUGAGGGCACACUUUGGCUUACCCAGCGUGGAGAAGGAGGAGGUGGAGGGCCGACCUCCCAUCUCUGUCAAAUUUGAGAUUCCUUAUUUCACUGUCUCUGGGAUUCAGGUCCGGUACAUGAAGAUCAUUGAGAAGAGUGGUUACCAAGCCCUUCCCUGGGUUCGAUACAUCACCCAAAGUGGGGAUUAUCAGCUUCGGACCAGCUAGAAAAGAAACAGAUCCUGGAACCCUGGAGGCUGAAGUCUUGCCCUGUGGACUUUCCUGCCCAAAGUUGUUUUUUUUGUUUUUUUUUUUUUGAGAGUGUAUAUGUUUGUGAGAGUGGCUGGCCCCUGUUCUAUUUGGAGAAACAUCUCAUCUGUGUCUAUGAAUGGGAGGCAACUCUGUGUUUAGGGGCCGCUUUGGCCCUUAGCUGUUUGAGGGGCCUUUAGGGCCCCUGUUGGUGAAGUCUGCCUUGUCUGUAUUUGGAAGGGUGGGCAUUGGUGACUCUUGUCUGAGUCUCCAACCCUUCAUUGUCCCCACUUCUCAUGGGGGGGGCAAGCCUGCAGAGGACCUCAAAAAGCUGGAGCCCCUUCCCCUCCCUGUCUCAGAUGGGAUUUCCCUUAGGACACAGGGGUCUGCCUAGAGCUCUCUCCUUUGUAUUUAUAUAUGAAGUAAAAGUGGGGAGACUGAUUUAUCCCCCCCCCUCCGCCGCCUCAGUGCCUUGCCAGGAGAGCCUGCUGUGCCUUGGACCCCCCUGAGUUUUCCACCCUCCUCGAUUCUGAGAAUGGGUUUUUCUCCUCCCUAUUUAGUUUUAGGAUUUAAGAUUAAAGAAAGUUGAGACUUGAUGAAUCCACUGCA